AUCGCGGCUGGACUUGCUGUGCCGCUGUUGUUUCUAUUUUGGGCUAUUGUGUGGUCUGGUUGCGGGGCUGUUCCACUCCACAGGGCGGGCCCAAAUCCUAGUCGGUAACUUGGUAUGGCAUUUUUAGUUGUUUGCUUUCUUCGCUUAGCUCCGGUGCUCUGCCGCUCGAUUCCGUUUCUAUUAACCGUCAACUCCGCUUCUUAGACUCCGCCGAGCCGACACUUUCCUCCGACCACCUGGAUUGGUCACAGACGACUGAACUUCGCCAUUAUCUAUUUUUUCAUCACAGUUUCUUGGUUUCGUCGCUGCCUCUCCCUGGAGCACUCUUCUCUCUUCCCCUUUUGGCGGUGCAGCUAAAUGUGUCUGACUUCCCGUGAAUACAGUUUCUAUUGUUGUUACAAUAACUUGUGAAAUGAAGAUAAUAGGGAUAAUGUCUGGCUGGAUUUUAAAGGUGCUGUAAGAACAACUGAGAAGAUUUUGGUUUCUUCAGAUGAUGAAACCUUGUAAAGGCAGAAGCAGUUUUCCAUGAAUUCAGUGGGAGUUUCUUUCCGUAACCAGCGGUCUUUCUCCUCCUCUUCAACCUCAUCAUCCUUGCUUCCGUGGAUCUCCCCUCUUCAAUUCCUAAAAGCCAACUCCCAAAAACGAGAUCCUCCUCCAGAAAUCCCAUAUACCUUAACGGAAUCUCAAAGGAAACCAAGAUUUGUCUCUCACGAGACUGCCAUCAACUUGAUCAAACGUGAGAGAGAUCCACAGCGGGCCUUAGAAAUAUUUAACAGGGUAUCAGAGCAGAAGGGUUUUAGUCAUAAUAAUGCCACCUAUGGGACCAUCCUUCAUAAGCUUGUGCAGUCAAAGAAGUUUCAGGCCAUUGACUCAAUUCUUCGUCAAAUGACCUAUGAAACUUGUAAAUUUCAUGAAGGUGUCUUCCUCAAUCUCAUGAAGCAUUUUUCUAAGUUUUCUUUACAUGAUAGGGUACUUGAGAUGUUCUAUGCAAUUCAGCCAAUUGUUCGUGAAAAACCGUCAUUGAAAGCUAUCAGUACUUGUCUUAAUCUCCUGAUUGAAUCAAACCAGGUUGAUUUGGCCCGACAUUUUCUUUUGAACUCCAAGAAAUCUCUCAGGUUGAGACCCAACACAUGCAUUUUUAACAUCUUGGUUAAACAUCAUUGUAAGAAUGGAGAUCUUGAAUCUGCCUUUGAAGUUGUAAAGGAGAUGAAAAAGUCCAGGGUUUCCUAUCCCAAUCUGAUUACCUACUCAACCUUGAUGGGUGGUCUCUGUGAAAGUGGCAGACUUAAAGAAGCAAUUGAAUUGUUUGAGGACAUGGUUGCUAAGGAUCAGAUAUUGCCAGAUGUCCUAACUUAUAAUAUCUUAAUUAACGGCUUCUGUUGCAGAGGGAAAGUUGAUCGGGCUAGAAAAAUAAUGGAGUUUAUGAAGAACAAUGGAUGCAAUCCUAAUUUAUUCAAUUACUCUACCCUAAUAAAUGGGUUUUGCAAGGAGGGAAGGUGGCAAGAGGCCAAGGAGGUUUUUGUUGAGAUGGAGAGCAUAGGUCUGAAACCUGACACAAUUGGGUAUACUACAUUGAUUAAUUGCCUUUGUAGGGCGGCUCAAAUUGAAGAAGCAAUGGAAUUGCUUAAGGAAAUGAAGGAAAAGGAAUGCCAAGCUGAUGUUGUGACUUUAAAUGUAUUACUUGGGGGAUUAUGCAGAGAAGGGAGGUUUCAAGAUGCACUUCAGAUGCUCGAGAAACUGCCAUAUGAAGGUGUUUACUUGAAUAAAGCAAGUUACAGAAUUGUAUUGAAUUCAUUGUGCCAGAAAGAUGAAAUGGAAAAGGCAGCUAAGCUGGUGGGUCUGAUGCUGGAUAGGGGGUUUGUGCCACAUUAUGCAACUUCAAAUGACUUGUUGAUUCGCCUUUGUAAAGCUGGAAUGGUUGAUGAUGCAGUUACGGCUUUGGUAGGAUUGGCAGAAACUGGGUUUAAACCAGAACCGCAUUGUUGGGAGUUUCUGACUGAAUUGAACUGCAAAGAAAGGAAAUUGCUGUCUGUUUUUGAACUACUGGAUGAGUUAGUAAUAAAAGAAUCUGGACAGAGAUCAUUUUCUCCGAUAAACUAUCUGGAUUAUAAUUUUUAGGCUUUAUUCUUUUUAAAGAAUUUGAAGGCACUCUUAUGUGUAAAACUAUCAUUUUGUAAUGCAACAAAUACUUGUUUGAUUGAAAAGUUAAACAUAAUGUGAUAUGCAUUUGAUUUAUGAAGAA
Theobroma cacao (cacao) is the source of this 2242-nucleotide messenger RNA. Lineage: Eukaryota; Viridiplantae; Streptophyta; Magnoliopsida; Malvales; Malvaceae. The record is from RefSeq and is a predicted model, not a curated record.